ACCUUGCAGGGUUACAAGAAUCAAUUCUCUUCCUGCACGAAAGUUUUACAAGAUUCUGCUUAACUACUUGGAGCUCGUCUCCUUUAGGCGGCUUUCUUCAAAUAUGAUUUCCAUAGUUGCAAUUUUCUUGUGGACAACAUCAGUCACCAUAUGUGCUGCCAUUAUUAUUUUCGUCGGAUUGGUAAUCUACCUGCUCUAUGUCCACGCGAAGUACGACCAUUUGCCCGGACCCAAAAGAGGUGGCUUCUUCACGGGUAACAUGGCGUUAGUCUACGAAAAGAGAACCAAAUUGAACUUAACGAUCCACCAGAUUUGGGCGGAGCUUGCCUUGCAGCACUCCCCGAUGUUUGUGUUUUGGUUUUUCCAUCGUCCAGUCGUUAUUGUGACGGACGCGCAGCUGGUAAAGGAAGUAUUAAUUACGAAAAAUCUGCCGAGGGACAAGUUCGGAUACAGCCAUCUCGCCUCGCUGUUUGGUGAGAGAAUGCUCGGACAAGGACUUCUUUCCGAAGUUUCCGAGGAGGAGUGGCGCUGGAAGAGAGCCACAUUGGAUCCAGGGUUUUACCGUCCGAGUAUAGUGGGGAUGAUAGACAAUUUUAAUACGACAUGCGACUCCUUCUUACAAAGAUUAGAGAGCCUUGCUGAUGGCAAGGCGGAAGUUUCUAUGGCUGAAGAACUUGUUAGGAUAAACUUGGACUUGAUAGCAAAGGUUGCCUUUGACCUGGAUUUGAACUCCACAAGUAAUCCUGAUACCCCUAUACCUAUCAACAUUAGAAUAGCUCUGGAGGGUCUCAUUCAAAGUUUCAGAAAGCCUUUCAUGCGGUUCCAGCCCUCCACUUUUGGUUACCAAGCUAAAUGCAGAGAGGCUGUAUGUUUUGUGAGAGGUGUGGCCAAGGAAGUGAUUGAGAAAAGAUGGAAGGCAAAAGAGAGAGGAGAAGAUCAGCAUAAUGAUCUCUUGUCACACAUUCUUCUGUUACCUGAGAGAGACAGGCACACCACAAUGAAUGACAUGGUAGAUCAUUUCAUGUCAUUUGUAGUUGGUGGAGAGGAGACCAUCUCGAACCAUUUAACGUUUCUUCUUGCGGCAAUAACUUCUCAUCCUGAGGUGGAGGAAAGAAUUGUGGCCGAAAUUGAUGAAGUCCUUGGCAGUCGUUGUUCCGUGCGCUACGAAGACCUCGCAAGGCUCAAGUACCUGGAACAGACAAUCAAGGAAGCUCUGCGCCUGCAUCCUCCAGAACCAGCAAUCACGCGCAUGGCAAACGAAAGCAUGAUCAUGGGCGGUGUCCACAUUCCCGCCAAAACGAGCAUCAUGGUGAACGCUUAUGUUCUUCAUCACCAUAGUAACUACUGGGACAACCCGGAGGAAUUCGAUCCAGAGCGCUUUGCGACGUGUAAUCUUGAGAAUGUAGAGCACUAUGCGUACAUUCCUUUCUCUCUCGGCCGUCAUACGUGUAUCGGCAUACAUUUUGCUCAAAUUGAGACCAAACUGUUAAUUGCCCGUUUGCUUCAAACAUUCAAAUUCAAUCUUGUUCCAGGUCAAGACCUCAAACAAAUAGAACACAUGACCUUGAGCCCAAAGAAUGGGGUGAGGUGCAAGCUGUCCCUCAGGUGAAUGCUGCCAUCUCCAGCAUUUUAUCUCAAGUUUGACCUAGUCGGAAAGGAAACCUCCACUGGUGGAACGGAGUGUCGCUGAACGGCGCAGGAUUAGCCCAUGUUGUAGAGCGUUGGACUACUGCACCAACACGCUCAGGGCUUUUCCUAUAGCGUCCACAAAUGGUCAGACAAUCUAGUCUUCUCAGAUAAGGACGAUAAACCGUAGGUCCCAUCUCCUGCAUUUUCUCUGUUCUGGUUAGCAGGGGACGUUAAAGAACCCACGCACUUCUCGCAAAGAGUAGGGAACCUAGCUCCUGGUGGUGUGGUUUGGCCUUCUUAUUGUAAAUGCAGGCCCUCCUUUAAUUUAGCUUUCAAGCUGAACUGGGCCAGCUAGGCUUGUGUAAAAAUAAAAAAAUUAGAUACUUUUUUUAAAGUUAAAAUUUGGCAUAAGUGGGAAUGGAGUUGUUAGUGGUCUUAGUGUGGAAAAAUAAACACAAAGAAACAGCUACUCGCUGUUUUGAACUGGAAUCUGGA
Pocillopora damicornis (cauliflower coral) is the source of this 2124-nucleotide messenger RNA. RefSeq names its product cholesterol 24-hydroxylase. The record is from RefSeq and is a predicted model, not a curated record. NCBI's taxonomy places the organism in Eukaryota, Metazoa, Cnidaria, Anthozoa, Scleractinia, Pocilloporidae. Gene Ontology annotation, biological process: cholesterol catabolic process. Gene Ontology annotation, molecular function: heme binding; iron ion binding; cholesterol 24-hydroxylase activity.